AUGAAAAAUGACCUUGAUAUGGAUGUCGCAGGCCGGAAUAUUUGCUUAAACAAUCAGCGGCUGAUUAUGCAUCGAGAUACAUCGGAUAAAAUUUAUUUGCCGUCGAUUCCCUGGCCAGCGCGCACUGGAAAUUUUCCAUCUCCCAUGCCGUGGGUGAUGAAAAGGUUCAAUGGGAGGCUUGUACUGAAUUUAAUCCCCUUUGACGACGAUGUUCUGGAGGAGCAUGCAGAAGACGAAGUUGUUGUUGUUGAUGAUGAUGAUCAGACCAUGAAAUUGCCGGACAUGAUACGAAAACAGAAGAAAAUCUAA
Molecule: messenger RNA, 309 nt
Organism: Fraxinus pennsylvanica
Lineage: Eukaryota; Viridiplantae; Streptophyta; Magnoliopsida; Lamiales; Oleaceae
Source: the annotation of a GenBank genome assembly